AUAUUUCGAGCUAACCUCGUGGAGCUGCAGUUCCCGCUCUGACCGCAGGGGGCUGGCUUCAGGCUCUCCAGCUGACUGCGUGUUUCUGCCUCAGCGGCUCCUGGAAAUGAGAUCCGACCCGUUCUCGCGGCUCACCUGCCUCCGCCUGAACCUGCUCUCCGACGACAGGCGGCGGCACGCGGCGCGCGCGCGCGCUCAUUUCCCCGCGGCCCCGCAGAGGAUGAGGACUCCGUGAUGUUCAACGGAAAGUACUCCCCCACGCGGCCCCCGCUCGCGGACGAGUCCCCGCUCGGCGUCCAGGCGCUGCUGGUCACCAAGCCGCGGCCGAGUCCUCCCCACGAGCCCCCAGAGGCGACGUGGCCGCCGCCGGGGGCAAAGAUGCGCGUCCCCAAAGCCAACAAGGGCGCCAUGGUGGUGCGGCCGGUGCGCCGGCACCCCUCCCUGCCCUCCACCGACAUGGAGAGCCGGGACGCCGGCUGGGGGGAGAGACGGAAGCCGGAGGAGAAACCGAGGAGCCUCGAGGGCAGGAACGGGGCAGAGGCGCACGAGGGCGGCCCGCACCGGGGCAGGAGGAAGAGCUUCCGGCCCCCCGACGUCAGGACCAUCUUCACCCCCGGAGAGAGGGACCCCCGCGUGAAGGAGGAGUCCGGGGAGGGACACACGUUCGAGCCCGGGGAGUUCACCUGGUGUGACGUCUGCUGCGCCUUCAUCCUGCAGGGUGGGCUCACCUGUACAGGCUGCAAGUAUGCAUGUCACGCUGCCUGCCGGAACAAAGUGUCGCUCGACUGUCAUCCUGUCAGCCAGGACCGGCUCAACAACAACAGCGCGCCGCUCCAUGAUGUGGAGAAGGAGCGGGAGCAGCGCAGAGAGUUCAGCACGGAGGAGAUCCGGCAGAAGAUCGAGGCGUACAACUCCAUGACCAAAGACCACCUGAAGAUGACGCUGGGGUCCAGCAGCGAGUACACCGGUUUCAUCAAAGUUCUGAUGGAUCUGCGGCGGCCCGUGACGGUGCGGGGGGGCCAUAAAGGAGCCACGGUUUCCGAGGAGGCGUUCUACCUCCCCCAGGAGGUCAACAUGAUCCUGCACAUCAGCUCCAACACCACGGCCAGACAGGUGGUCGUCGCUCUUUUAGGGAAGUUUAAAGUGGUCGACAACCCGGCCAAAUACGCGCUCUACAAACGCUGCCGGAGGGACGAGCAAGUGUAUGUGUGUAAACUGGCGGAGGUGGAGUGUCCGCUGUUUCUGCGUCUGUUGGCCGGACCGGACCCGGACUCGCUCAGUUUGGUUCUGAGGGAGCAGCAGACCGGAGAAGUCAUGUGGGACGCCUUCUCCAUCCCAGAGCUGCGAAACUUCCUGCUGAUCCUCGACAAAGAGGAGCAAGAACAGAAGGAGGCGCUCGUCCGCCGCUACAAACUUUACCGGAACAGACUUGAAGAAGCGCUCAGGCAGCACAGAGGGCCGCCGCACAGAGUUUAGCCUCUCUGAAACAGAACUGCUGCCCCCUACAGGGUCGGAGGAGGCGCCGUUUAGUCCGCGGACUCUGGAGAGGAUCAAGUGCCUGGAAGGUGGGAUGAAACGGAGGAACUCUGAAGGAAGGAUGAGCAGAACAGACGGAUGUUUCGCCAAAGACUGACUCCACUGUGCCAAACGGAUCCAUCCUCUCUCUGUUCAUCCCUCCGCUCUUUCCCACUCUGUCUGCUGUCGUUUAAUUUAUGCACUUCUUCAGUUUCCUCCUUCUCCUUUACGUUAAACUUGUGAAAGACUCGAGGCCAUAUGUUGGGUUAUUUUAAUUUAAUUUGUUUGUUUUAAAGGUCUGUACAGAUUUUUUUAUUUAUAUGGGUGAAUCCUUGAUUGUUUUUUUUCUUUUUUUUACAGAAAGUCUUAUUUUAUUUGAUCUUAAAGACGCAGAAAAUAUAAUUUUUUUUUUUUACACAGACAGAGAAAAAUGUAUUCACAAGAUGGAAAGACGAUACGGGAAUCAAACUACAGCUUAGGAAAAGUUUGGGUUUUAAACAACAAAAAAAAAAUUUAUGUUUGCUCAAUCAGGUCAGAAAUAAUCAAAAAUAGCUGAAAUUUAUGCUAAGUAAUUACAUUUUCUUUAAAGCAACAAACACAUUUUUGUUAAAUUGUAUGGAAUUCCAAGUGUGCCAAAAAUAUACUUUUUUUUCUUUAUUGUAAAUUAUAUUUAAUAUAUUAAAAAUAUAAUUUUAAUUGUAGUUAUAGUACGGACAAAAAAUCAGCUAUUAAGUUAUUUGUUUUUUUUUUGGACAACAACAAAAACAUUUAUAGUAAAUUUACCCAUAGUCUGCCGGGUGUUGUUUUUUUUCCCACCAAAAUAUUGGGUGCUCUGUUUUAUUGUUUACAUUCUUUAGAUCUAUAAGACUUUUUUUGUGAAUCAGGUUUAAUCCGGCUCAUAAGAUGGUUUCUUUUGUUAUAUUAAUCAUAUUUGGGUUUUUUUAUACAUUCUUCUUUUUUUGUAAAUUAAUUGUUUCAUAAGUGAGGAACAAAGAUAAUGAUGGUUUCAGACACUGAAAAAUUCAAAUAAGCUGCAAAUUAGGGCAAAAUCUACUGAGAUUAACCCCUAAUUUUUUCUUAAUAGAAAAAAAAUAUGCUAUUUAGAUGCUAUUUUUGAAAUAUUUUUUUAUUUAGUACUGUAGGUAUUUUGUUAAUUUUGGCAUUCUUAUGACUCCAUACUUUAAAUUGUACUGUCUUUUUUAAUUUUGGCAUGCUCCUGACUCCAUACUUAAAAUUAGUACUGUAAUUAUUUAGUUAAUUUUGGCAUUCUUCUGACUCCAUACUGAAUACUGUACUGUAGUUGUUUUUUGUUUUUUUUUUUGGCAUGCAUCUGACUCCAUACAUGGUGCAGAUGAAGGUACAGAGAAACCUGGAGAGUCACAUUUGGGGUUGAAGUGACUGGAAAUGACCUUUUGGCGUUAGGUAUGGUCACAUGAUCAAAGGACUAAAGCUUUGUGAGCGCAGGAAGUUGUUUGUGGUGGCGUGAGACAGGUUUUUGGAGGUUGACGGGACGGUUUAGAGUACGUAGUUUAGAUACGAGAAGGCAGGGGAGCAGACGAGGAACAGAAAAUGAGUUAAGGAGCAGCGUGACUGCGGCCUUUGGGACGAUGAAGGGAUCUUUUUGUCAAACCACGAGUCCCUUUUUAAUCAUCCGCUCCAUCACUUUAUUGCAUUUGAGGAUCUGUGGAGGUGCUGAUGGAGCGGGAACACAAGGCCGCUUUGUUGCUCCCAGCUCGUCUGUCUGCAGAGGUUUUGAGCUUUUAUGCUUUAGAAAAACAAAGACAGGAGAAAGAAAAGAUGUUAGAAAGUGAAAUGAAAGGAUCAAAAAGUAUUUCAGUGUAGUAGAUGUAGGUCGCUCACAAAGACGGUCCUCUUGGUUCUGUUGCGUCUCACUAAACACCAAAAAAGGUUGUUUUUGUUCUAAAAUCUUAUUUUUAUUUUUUGUUUAAAGUCAUUUCUGACACAAUCGUAUAAAUUGGCUCCAAAAAACGAGUUUCUGCAGCUGCUGAAUGACGUCAGACUGACGGCGCUGCAGCUCCGCUGAGCAACGUCGCCAUCUAGUGAGCAAAUCCUGCAACUCUUCUGAUUUCUGUGUCAAACUGAUAGAAGUUUUUUUAUUUUACUUUUACAACCAAAGAUGUUUUUGUGGUCUUGCCUGGUGCAAAAGUCUUCUAGAGGCCUCUUCCCACUGGAGGGAAAAAUCAUAAAAAAUUAUUUAUAGAUUUUUUUUAAAGAUUUAUUCUUCUAUUCAACACUGGGUUCGUUUUCUUUGUUUUUCCAAAGAGCUUUCUUUAAAGAUUAGCAUUUUACAAGCGGCUGAGAACCAAAGCCUUAAACUUAAUGGACAAUCGUGUAGCAUCAUGGGAAAUGUAGUUUCCCUGGUUUAUGUGGCCCAUGGGGAGCUGUUGAAGCGGAAAUGUUUUUUUUUUUUUUUUCAUUUUUACUUUUCGGUGUAAAAAAAAAAUCUCUGAGAAAUAUAAUCAAAAAUGCCAACAGAACUUCAUUAUUAUGAUGAAUAAUUGUGUUGGUUUGAGUUUAUUUAGUUUACCGAUCCUGUAAAAAUGACAUUAAUUGAUGCUCAAACUUGUAAAGGAAAUUUCACAAAUGUCAAACCCGAAAAAUGUUCAGUUGUUGGAAUAAAAACCAAAUGAAUUUC
Molecule: messenger RNA, 4171 nt
Organism: Oryzias melastigma (Indian medaka)
Lineage: Eukaryota; Metazoa; Chordata; Actinopteri; Beloniformes; Adrianichthyidae
Gene: rassf3
Product: Ras association domain family member 3
Exons: 7
Coding region: 235-1476 (413 amino acids)
Biological process (GO): signal transduction
Cellular component (GO): cytoplasm
Source: RefSeq, a predicted model, not a curated record